CUGUUGUAGAUUCAUAAGGUUCUGUCUUUGGAUCAGAACAGAUAAUAAUUGAAAAAGUUCAUCAACCAAACAGAUUCCAAAAAUCACAAUUGUUCGUGCUGAUCUUUUUUAUUUCAUCUUUUGAUGCAAAUUUACCUUUAUUGUCCUGUCCCUUUUUUAAUAUGUCUGUUGCAAGGGUGCUGAAAAGUUUACAUUGUAAACAGUGUGCUUUAUAUAUAUGUAGACGUUUGCAGGUAUCAGCACUCUUGUGUCUUGUUACCUUGCCAUUGAAAAUACAUCAGGUCAAAGGAAGUUAUACAUCAGUUUACUCUGGACCCUUAGCAUGUAUAUUUGCCACCAGGUAGUUGGCUAGUAAAGGGGGUAUUGAAAAAAUGGUUACUUGCGGGAUAGGCUCUGCUUGGAAAAAUUUCUUGUCAAGAGUCUUGUCAAUUGAGGUAAAAGGUUGGGUUGUAGAAGGCAUGUGUAGGAAGUGUUAUGUUGCAUGGUGGUGGGACAUAGGCAGGAAAAUCUUGAUCGUUUAGAAAGGAAUGAUAUGAGUAUGGUUAGAUUAAUAUGUAACAGAGCGCAGUGAGAAACGGAGAUGUGAAGAAAAACAAAAUUGCGGACCACAGCUGGAGCAGAAGUCAUCAGUUUAAUUGGGAUGAGAAGAAAAUCAUUGACAGAGAAUCCGGAACAACGGCCAGGAAGAUUAGGGAAACCAUCAACAAUGUAGCAUGUAACAAACGCAUAAACAGCAUCUUGUAUCAAUUUCCUGAGAUUUGGUUACCAGCCGUACAGAAGAAGUAGUUACCUAAAUCUAGAUCCAAAAUGUCAUUGAAGGAUGUAGAAUGCCAGUUCGUAUGUCAAACUCUGAUGAAUGGCCAUUGGCUGAGGUAGUUAGCAAGAAAGAAAUCAGUGAUGGUGUAUGGGAGUUUUAUGUGCAUUAUAUUGAUUAUAACAAGCGACUUGAUGAGUGGGUGUCUGUUGACCGGUUAAACCUUGACAAACUGCAACCACCGAAAAUUGAGGAGAAGAAAAAGUCAGCUACAUCCAGUCAAUCACAGUCAUUGUCCAAAAACCAAUCCAAACAAAAUCUCAGUAAAAAUCAACAGCAGAGUCUUUCACAACCCCCUGCAACACCUAAUUCUCCUGAUGUGGAGCCUGUUAAUGGAACGAUGGUUAGGAACAAAUCAUCCAACAAUCUUUUCAGUAGAAAAAGAAAAGGAGCUCCAAUAGAUGAGAUUGAUUCACAAGAUAGUCCGAAACCGCCAACAACAGAAGAAAAAACAAACAACUUAAGAAGCGGUGGUAGUAUGACCACACAUGGUCAUGAUGAUGUUGUAACUAGGGUUAAAAAUAUUGAAUGGAUAGAACUUGGCAAGCACCGAAUUAAACCUUGGUACUUUUCACCAUACCCGAUUGAACUAACAAAAGUACCUUGUAUCUAUAUUUGCGAGUUUUGUCUAAAAUACGUAAAAAGCUUGGCGUGUUUGCAAAGACACAGGGAUAAAUGCUGCCUUUUUCACCCACCUGGAAACGAAAUAUAUCGCAAAGAUAAACUCUCGUUUUUUGAAAUAGAUGGAAGGAAGCACAAGGCAUAUUCACAAAAUUUAUGUUUACUGGCGAAACUGUUUUUGGAUCACAAAACGUUGUACUACGAUACAGAUCCAUUUUUGUUUUACGUUAUGACUGAGUUUGAUAGCGAAGGAUUACAUAUAGUGGGGUAUUUUUCAAAGGAAAAAGAAUCAAGCGAAGAUUACAACGUCGCCUGCAUUCUCACACUACCUUCGUAUCAACGAAUGGGAUAUGGAAAACUCCUUAUCGAAUUUAGUUACGAGCUUUCAAAAUUUGAAGGAAAAACUGGGCAUCCUGAAAAACCACUUUCCGACUUAGGCUUGUUAUCUUACAGAAGUUACUGGUCACAAACUAUACUUGAAAUAUUGCUGCAACUGAAAUGUGAGGAAGGAACAACUCCAAGUUUGACUAUUAAUGAAAUCUGUGAGAUGACGAGUAUUCGAAAAGAGGAUGUUAUAUCGACUUUGCAGCAUUUGAACUUAUUGCAAUACUAUAAAGGACAAUAUGUAAUUUGCAUAACCAAAGAUAUAUUAGACUCGCACGCUAAAUCGAUGAAAAAAAGAAAAAUACGUAUCGAUCCGAAGUGUUUACAUUGGCAACCUAAAGACUGGGCUAAACGAGGCAAAUGGUGAAAAAUAAGCACACCAGUUAUUUGCGUCGUGAAGGUCCUUGUACUGAAUCUAUAAAUAUCUAUGUCUGUAUAUACAUUUUUAAAAAUAACGUAAUUUAAACUGA
Messenger RNA from Hydractinia symbiolongicarpus, 2289 nucleotides. Its product is annotated as histone acetyltransferase KAT5-like. The transcript has 10 exons. Gene Ontology annotation, biological process: regulation of DNA-templated transcription. Gene Ontology annotation, molecular function: histone acetyltransferase activity. The record is from RefSeq and is a predicted model, not a curated record. NCBI's taxonomy places the organism in Eukaryota, Metazoa, Cnidaria, Hydrozoa, Anthoathecata, Hydractiniidae. Bases 828 to 2186 code for a protein of 452 amino acids.